CCGACUCAGUGUCUGUGAGCCAGUCCAGGCAGAGUCGCCGCUCAGAACUGCUGCGUACGCACUCAGGCACAUACACACUCACAGUACGCUGCCGUCCGCUCACUCUCUCUCACACACACUCGCGCGCACGACCGGCAGCUACACGCCACAAGAGCAGCAGCCUCGUAGCAGAGCGACAGAGCCAGAGAGAAGAGAGGAGAGGGAGAAAAGAGAAGAGAGAGGAGAUAAGUGAGAAGAGCGCGGCUGCCUCGUUUAGCCUCUCCACCAGCAUGAAGCACUCCGUGUGCCUCUUGCUUCUGCUGAGCACCGGGGGCUGCCUGUCCUCCCCCGUGACCCCCACGCUGACCUCCGACGUCUCCACGCCUCCCCCGGACCCCUGCGAGGGCCAGCCCUGCCUCAAUGGCGGCUCCUGUGAGCCCGCGCCCUCCUCGCCCGAGACGUCCGAGUCGCCACCCGACACCCAGGCGUACACCUGCUCCUGCGGCUCGGGGUACACGGGGCCGAACUGCGAGUUUUUUACAGACCCCUGUGCCAGCAGCCCCUGCCUCCAUGGUAACUGCAGCCGCAGUGGCGAUGGUAGCAUGUACACAUGCGAGUGCAGCGAUGGUUUCGAGGGGGAGAAGUGUGACCAGCCCCUCCUGAGCCUGGCCACGUUUGCCUGGGCCUCGUCGUCUGCACCACCUGCCCCAGAGCAUGCCACACCUGCCACGACCAGCACACCCACCACUGUCCCUUCUACGACUCAGGCUCCACCCACACUGCAGCCAUGGCAACCUAGGUUGGGACAGAGAGUGGCUGAGAUAGCUUGGGAAGAGGAGCAGGUAACAGACGGGACAACCUGUGGGAAUGUGUCCUCAGGAAUGGUCUCUCUUUCCCUAGAGAUAGCUGACGAGACAGCUGUAAAGAUUCAGAUGAAUGGCAGUUGGGCUGCAGUUCUGUGGCGAGUCGACGAGAGAGAGUUCCAGCGCUGCUCCAUCUUAGACGGCUCUGCUGCCUGGAUCCAGCAGGCCUCGGACGGACUGGUUCUGCCCGGGGAGUCCCUCCCCCUCGGUCACAGCUACUUCCUGGGUUUCUUUCGGAGUGGCACCCCUGGUGUUUCUGAGGUGCUACUGCGCCUGCAUCUCACAGUGAAGGCCAGCAGCUGUGUGGAGCCCGGCAGCCGCUUCAGCGACCCACAAUGCUCUGGGAGGGGGAGAUGUGUCACUCAGCCCACAAAGAGCACCUUUUACUGUGAGUGUGAGGAGGGAUAUUCUGGAAUCUUCUGUGAGGAGUUUGAUGCUUGCCAUCUGAAGCCUUGUGAGAACAGUGGCACAUGCAGUGACCUAAGACAAGGGGAUGAGGGGCGCAACUUCACGUGCACCUGUCCUCCAGGGUUCGCAGGAGAGCGUUGCCAGGUUCUGGUGGAUCACUGUCUGUCUCAGCCCUGCAGGAAUGGGGCCACCUGUUCCAGUGACCUCCUCGGACCCACCUGCCAUUGCCCGGAGGGGUACGAGGGAGCGCAGUGUGAUCAGAGGAUUGACCCCUGUGCCUCCUCUCCCUGCCACAACAACGGCAGCUGCUUCUCGGAUGGGCGGGGCUUCGGUUUCGGCUGCAGCUGUGCCCCUGGUUUCACGGGCCCCACCUGUGCCCAGCUCGUCGAUUUCUGUGCCCUCAACCCCUGCGCCCAUGGGAUCUGCCGAAGCGUGGGCACCAGCUACAGGUGCCUCUGUGUGCCAGGGUACCAUGGGCUGUACUGUGAGGAGGAGUACAAUGAGUGUCUGUCAGCUCCCUGCCAGAACCAUGCUACCUGCAGGGACCUCGUGAAUGCCUAUGAGUGUGUCUGCACUCCACAGUAUCAGGGGAGACACUGUGAGAUCUACAAGGACCCAUGCCUGAAAGUGCACUGUCAGAAUGGAGGAACCUGUGAAAGACUAGGCCUCAACUCCACCUGUGUGUGUCCACCUGGCUUCAUGGGGACAAACUGUGAGAUCGACAUCAAUGAGUGUGACAGCAACCCCUGUCACCACGGCGGCACCUGCAUUGACCAAUCAAACGGCUUCACCUGUCAUUGUCCACAAGGGUGGGUGGGAGCAAGCUGUGAGAUCCACUUGCAGUGGAAGGCCGCUCACCCUGAGGACACCCUUCCCAGCAUGCCCCGCCACUCCCUGUACAUCAUCAUCGGGGCUCUGUGCGUGGCCUUCGUCCUCAUGCUCAUCAUCCUGAUCGUGGGGAUCUGCCGCAUCAGCCGCAUCGAGUACCAGGGCUCCUCCCGCCACGCCUACCAGGAGUUCUACAACUGCCGCAGCAUUGACAGCGAGUUUAGCAACGCCAUCGCCUCCAUUCGCCACGCCAGGUUUGGAAAGAAGUCUAGACCUGCUAUGUACGACGCCACACCCAUCACCUACGAAGAUUACAGUCCUGAUGACAAGCCACUUGUCACUCUGAUCAAAACAAAAGAUUUAUAAAACACCCACAGCCUCUUCACUCAGUCCACGUGCACUUCAAUUUCCUGUUCAGUAUUUAUUUCUUUAUAAAAAAAAACAAAUGUGCAUCAUUGAAGAGAAAAGUAUUCCGUAUAUUUUCCUGUUGGGAACCCAUGAUGCUAUUACAUGUAAGGCUGUAGUAUGCAUAAUCUUUAAUGUGCGCUAACUUGAUCAGAGGUGAGCGAAACAGCCACCGUUGGUAAGUAAAUAGUGUUACGCCUGCUGUGUGUUGGGGGAGGGGGCCAAAAGAGCCCCUGCCCGACCUCCAUCCUGAUAGGCUAAAAUCUAACCCUAGAGUCAUCAGACAUGUGACCACUCAGAGCUGAUAGCAGUAAUUACUGAUGUCGUACAGUAGUAAUAGGUGCAUUUGUUACAGUGCAGUAAGAUAUAUAAAAAUAAUUCUGCAGUAGGUUGCCUUAAUCGGUGCAUGGGUAGAUCUGAUGGUUUCGCCAUUAUUUGGAACCUUAUAUACAUUGUUGUUUAUUUAGUGUUAGUGACAUAGUCUUCUCUGGACCAGAUGCGGUGAUGGACGGAUCUUACUGGCCACUGUGUUGUAGAGGCAAAGAGUGUUCCUUGUUAAUUUUAUUGGUUGUUCUGUUCAUUGUUUUGAAGCAAGUAAAAUAAAAUGAUAAUUUUCGCCGUGUUUUCCAGUUUUCCAUUGAGAUCGAUGUCUCUGCUGGGGUACAGUGAGAGGUAACGUGUGAGUUUGCUGUAAUGUGCUUCUCUGUUUGUGUACGAUGGUGUUGAUCAUCUCAGGGUGGGCUCUUCUCUCUCCAUUUCCUGUCUUGAGGCCUGACCCAACAGAUGUUCUUCCUGGGUCACCUCUUUUUAUAAAAAAAUGUUUAAAAAAAAUAUCACGUGAUUGAAUUCUGUGUAAUGAUGUAUUAAUAAAGGUCAAAGUGAACACUU
Messenger RNA from Anguilla rostrata (American eel), 3371 nucleotides. RefSeq names its product delta/notch-like EGF repeat containing (gene dner). Gene Ontology annotation, molecular function: calcium ion binding; Notch binding. The transcript is spliced from 13 exons. The record is from RefSeq and is a predicted model, not a curated record. The coding region runs from base 270 to 2444 and encodes 724 amino acids. Lineage: Eukaryota; Metazoa; Chordata; Actinopteri; Anguilliformes; Anguillidae.